GGGGGCGGGGGAGGAGGAGACGUGGGAGCCUUCGCUUCGAAGUAGUACAGCCUUCCGUUUUGCUCUGCUCGCCAUCCAUCCGAACUUGGCAUUGGAGCAUGCAGCAGUGUGCACUUGCCACCAACAUCCAUUCCCCCCGGACAAUUUGAACUCAACUCUACUGGAAGGAGUUGAGAGCUUACUGGAGAUUUUGCGUCUCUGGAAUUGCGUCGCUGUGUUGAUCGAAUUUGAGUGAGUGUUGGAAGGAGAUUAUAUUUUGUGAUUUGAAUUGAGCGGGAUUAGGAUGGCUGUGUUGAGCGGGGGCCUUCUGACUCCUGUGCUUGCGUAUAACGCCUCGGAGAGCGCAUUUGUGGCGGGCCGCAAGCUGGACUGCGUUUCGAGUCAUUGCUCCACGAGUAGGUCUGCUGCGCUGCCGGUUUGCGCGAAAUCCUGGCAGGUAUCGGGGCAGGGGGAGAGUCAGGAUGUAACGAAACAACAGCGAGGUGGAGAUGAGAGGUCUGGGGUUGUGGUUAGCCGCAGAGGAGCGUUGGCCGGUCUGAGUGUGACCGCAGCUGCUUUAGCAGCUGUGGCCCUCUCUCCGGAGAAUGCUUCUGCCGUUCAGCAGACGCUUUUGGCCGGUCGUAUACCUGGACUUUCUGAGCCGGAUUCGAAUGGACUAAGAACAUACAGAAGGCCAGAUGGUAAAUCUGGAGGGCACGGGGUAGGGUGGAGUCCGAUGACUCCUUACUCUUUCAAAGUUCCUCAAGAUUGGGAGGAGAUACCAGUGUCUAUUGCUGAUCUAGGAGGAACGGAAAUCGAUCUGCGAUUUCAGAAUGCUCAAGAAGGCAACAUCAGUGUGGUUGUGGCGCCUGUCUUACGUUUCUCUAGUACAAUUGGAGAUAAUGCCACAAUUGAGGCCGUAGGGUCACCAGAGAAGGUUAUAUCGGCAUUUGGACCGGAGAUAAUUGGGCAAAAUGUUGAAGGAAAAGUCAAGGAUAUGGAUGUCGAACAGUAUGACGGCCGAACAUAUUACCAAUUCGAGCUUGAUGCGCCUCAUACGCUUAUCGCAGCCACAGCCGCUGGAAACCGAUUGUACCUCUUCAGCGUCAGUGCUAAUGGGCGUCAGUGGAAGAAACAUGCACCAGGGUUGAAAGAGAUCAUGAAAUCCUUCAGAGUUGGGUAAGGUGUAAGGUCUAGCUCACACCUAUUUGUCGUGGCACUCUCCGUCUGUAUAUUAAUGCGUAGAGAUUGUAAACUUUCUAUUCAGUACUGUGCGAGUGUGGAAAAAUCCAGCAUGCUUUCUACUAUAAUGGCGGGAAUUAGUUUUGACCAAUAUAAGCGAUUUUGAUUUGUAAAACAUCUUGUACGUGUGAAACAUUCCGUUUCUGAUUACGUAUGCAAUCCGAAGACACUCUCAUUUGUUUUGAUAA
Molecule: messenger RNA, 1409 nt
Organism: Physcomitrium patens
Lineage: Eukaryota; Viridiplantae; Streptophyta; Bryopsida; Funariales; Funariaceae
Product: psbP domain-containing protein 4, chloroplastic
Biological process (GO): photosynthesis
Cellular component (GO): photosystem II; extrinsic component of membrane; photosystem II oxygen evolving complex
Molecular function (GO): calcium ion binding
Source: RefSeq, a predicted model, not a curated record